CGGCGCUGAGCCUACGGCGCUGAGCCUAUUCACGAGCGACGCGCGGGCAGAUUCAGGACGCCCGACGCCCGUCCUGACGCCCGUCGACGCGUGCAACAAUUUAAAGCGAGCGCUCGGGGGCUGCCCCUCACAAACCCAUCGGUAGCUGCCCCAGUUGCUGCCCCUCACACACGGCAACAACCCGAUGGAGUGGCUCCUCUGCAACUGCGGGCUCCCCGCGGGCCUGGAGCCCGGCGCCACGGAUUCGGCGCCGGAGGAGUUCGACGAGGGCCUUGAAGAGGAACGGCAAGACCGGCGCGAUCGGCGCAGUAGGCGCGGCGACGGCACUGACCGCGCCGAGCGCCGCGAGCGGCGCAGGCGGCGCGAGGGCGACCGGCGCGACGGCGUGAAGCGCGACGGGAGCAGGCGCGGCGGCGACCUGCGCGACGGCGACAAGCGCGACAAGCCGCGCCGGCGCCCCUCGAAGGAGCUCGAGAAGAGCGUGUCCUUCGAGGACGAGUCGCCCGUCGGCGUCGAGGCGCUGAACCUGCAGGACCGACACGCCGCAAAAAUGACGGCCUCGAGUCCUCGCGCGAGGGAACGAUGGAUCACCGGGAGCUGGACGGCCACAGAAACAAUCAAGGGGCCCUCUCCUUUAUUGGUGGAGACGCCGCAGGCGCAACCUUCGAUGAAGCCGUCCGUGAGCGACGCGAUGCGCAAAAAGAAGUCGGCCCUGAUGCGAGGCAAUCAAAACUUCGGGCCCAUAGCGCCGCCGCCGCGCUACGGCGAGCCGCCGAUGUGGCAGGCGACGGCCGUCGCGGCGCCGCUGACGAUCGACGGCGCGCGCAACUUCCGGGAACUUUUGCGUACGAUGCGCGUCGACGAUUUGCUGCGCAUGGACUCGUACCGGAACUCGGCGCUGGCUUAUUUCGCCUCGCGGGACUGCGUGAAAGGAUGCAAUCUGGUUUUGAGGUUCGCGGACGAAAAAACUCGCGUGCUGCUCGCGGCGCGGCCGAAUCUAUACGGGCUCACGGCGCUCGACUACGCGCGGCACCAUCACCGUCGAGGUUCGUCGAUCAUGGCCGUCUUCCGCCACUACGGCGUCGAGCGCUGCGUCUACAAGCGCGAGGAGAACUAACUUUGACUGUUAUCAUAAAAGUCGUCGGGCACGCCGCCCGUCACGCGGCUCACGAGCGCCGCCCAGCCCCCCAGCAGGCACAGCGCCGACACGGCCAGGCCCGGCGCCUGGGUGGCGAGGAACUCCUGGACCCAGGCCACGGUCCCGAAGCCGAGCAAACCGACGGCCACGGCGCCGCGCAGCAAAUCCUGCGUGUUGUCCCGGGGCGCGACGCUCUCCUCCGCGGCUUGGUUCACGUCGACCAUCUUGCGCUGCGUUUUCCUCCGUCGUGCGACCGGUCGCGGCGCCGGCCGCGGCGCCGGCGUCGGGCCGCCGUAGGGGUUCGGGUCGGGCCGCAUGACGCUGCUGGUGCCGACGACGUCGGGCGGGUGGAAGGCCGAUGCGGUGGUGGCGCAGAGCGCGGCCGCGGCCGCGGCUUUCGUUGGGGAUCUCACCAUCUUUGAGGGUAGCCGAGUUUUUUGCGAGUUUUGUAGCUUGCGUGUCCUGUACUGCGGCGAGAUUGCUCGCGCAGUUGGUAUUUUGCGCUGUCUUGCCUUGUCUAGGCCGCGUGGCACUUUGUGUGUCGCUCAGGCCAAGAUAUUGCCACUACACGCUGUUUCAACGAGCGCGCGUCAAUUCAGACUAUGGCACCGGUCGCUGUGAGGCUGUGGACGCUGUGCCUAAGGUCAGCGGGCCCUGGAAGCUGAGUACGGAGCGAGAUAAGCCCGAGCAACGUGAAAGCUCAAGUUUGCGGAUUUCUAG
Messenger RNA from Pelagomonas calceolata, 1858 nucleotides. Lineage: Eukaryota; Pelagophyceae; Pelagomonadales; Pelagomonadaceae. The record is from the annotation of a GenBank genome assembly.